AUGAUGGCCUCUCAUCUCCCUCUUGCUUUGCCUCUCCUCAAGUCUCUGUCCAGCAGGAUGAGCUCAGAGAAUGUCACCUGGGCCAGGGUUGCCCCUGUUGAAUUCAUCCUCCUGGGCAUCACGGAUCGCUGGGACCUGCGUGUGACCCUCUUCUUGAUCUUCUUGCCCGUCUACCUGGUGAGCCUGCUGGGAAACAUGGGCCUGGUGCUGCUGAUCCAUGGGAAUGCCCGGCUCCACACCCCGAUGUACUUCUUCCUGGCCAACCUCUCCCUUCUGGAUGCCUGCUAUUCCUCAGCCAUUGGCCCCAAGAUGUUAGUGGACUUGCUGCUGCCCCGUGCCACCAUCCCGUAUGCAGCCUGUGCCCUCCAGAUGUUUAUCUUCGCGGGGCUGGCUGAUGCAGAGUGCUGCCUGUUGGCCGCCAUGGCCUAUGACCGCUAUGUGGCCAUCGGGAACCCGCUUCUCUAUACAACGGUUAUGUCACCACGUCUGUGCUUGGCCUUGCUGGGGGCAUCAGGCCUGGGAGGGGCAGUGAGUGCCUUUAUCCACACAACUUUCACCUUCCACCUGAGCUUCUGCCGCUCCCGGGAGGUCAACAGCUUCUUCUGUGACAUCCCUCCACUACUGGCCAUCUCAUGCGAUGACACCAGUCUCAACGAAGUCCUCCUCUUCGCCGUCUGUGGCUUCAUCCAGACAGCCACGGUGUUGGCCAUCGCUGUGUCCUACGGCUUCAUCGCGGGGGCUGUGGUCCGCAUGCGAUCGGCCGAGGGCCGCCUGAGGGCAGCCUCUACCUGUGGCUCCCACCUCACAGCUGUGGCCAUGCUAUAUGGGACCCUCAUCUUCAUGUACCUGCGUCCCAGCUCCAGCUAUGCCCUGGACACAGACAAGAUGGCAUCUGUGUUCUACACCCUUGUCAUUCCAGCUCUCAACCCCCUCAUCUACAGCCUCCGCAACCAGGAGGUCAAGGAGACCCUGAGGCGGACCCGGAGUCGAUUCUGCUGUCCAGGGAGGGGUACCAGGGACUGGUCCCAGGAGGCUGGUUAAGUCUG
Messenger RNA from Marmota flaviventris (yellow-bellied marmot), 1046 nucleotides. RefSeq names its product olfactory receptor family 5 subfamily C member 1 (gene Or5c1). Lineage: Eukaryota; Metazoa; Chordata; Mammalia; Rodentia; Sciuridae. The record is from RefSeq and is a predicted model, not a curated record. Gene Ontology annotation, molecular function: olfactory receptor activity; G protein-coupled receptor activity. Gene Ontology annotation, cellular component: membrane. Gene Ontology annotation, biological process: G protein-coupled receptor signaling pathway.